GCUUUCUGUUUGAAAGUUGCUCGAGUGCGCGGCCUCAGGUCUAACGAGGCUGCGACGUACGUGAGGCGCUUUAGCACGGUAUCGUGCACGGCUUUCUGUUUGAAAGUUGCUCGAGUGCGCGGCCUCACGUCUAACGAGGCUGCGACGUACGUGAGGCGCCUUAGCACGGUAUCGUGCACGGCUUUCUGUUUGAAAGCUGCACGAGUGCGCGGCCUCAGGUCUAACGAGGCUGCGACGUACGUGAGGCGCCUUAGCACGGUAUCGUGCACGGCUUUCUUUUUGAAAGUUGCUCGAGUGCGCGGCCUCAGGUCUAACGAGGCUGCGACGUGCGUGAGGCGCUUUAGCACGGUAUCGUGCACGGCUUUCUGUUUGAAAGUUGCUCGAGUGCGCGGCCUCAGGUCUAACGAGGCUGCGACGUACGUGAGGCGCCUUAGCACGGUAUCGUGCACGGCUUUCUGUUUGAAAGUUGCUCGAGUGCGCGGCCUCAGGUCUAACGAGGCUGCGACGUACGUGAGGCGCCUUAGCACGGUAUCGUGCACGGCUUUCUGUUUGAAAGUUGCUCGAGUGCGCGGCCUCAGGUCUAACGAGGCUGCGACGUACGUGAGGCGCCUUAGCACGGUAUCGUGCACGGCUUUCUGUUUGAAAGUUGCUCGAGUGCGCGGCCUCAGGUCUAACGAGGCUGCGACGUACGUGAGGCGCCUUAGCACGGUAUCGUGCACGGCUUUCUGUUUGAAAGUUGCUCGAGUGCGCGGCCUCAGGUCUAACGAGGCUGCGACGUGCGUGAGGCGCUUUAGCACGGUAUCGUGCACGGCUUUCUGUUUGAAAGUUGCUCGAGUGCGCGGCCUCAGGUCUAACGAGGCUGCGACGUGCGUGAGGCGCUUUAGCACGGUAUCGUGCACGGGUCUCCACUUCCGCAUUGUGGAUUCUGUUUGA
Messenger RNA from Volvox carteri f. nagariensis, 933 nucleotides. RefSeq lists its product as uncharacterized. The transcript is spliced from 11 exons. The annotation marks the transcript as partial. The record is from RefSeq and is a predicted model, not a curated record. Lineage: Eukaryota; Viridiplantae; Chlorophyta; Chlorophyceae; Chlamydomonadales; Volvocaceae.